AUGUCGUCUGAGACAAUUUCGUUGUAUAAUUGGAGAGAGAUCCAAUCCAAGCUUCCUUUCGCCUGGCAAUGGGACGUUGAGUAUCACGUCACAAACGCCAAACGCGGUGGGCAGCAUGGGUCUUGGACUUGUACGCCUCUUGAACCGGACAAGCAGAAUCCCUAUCCACUUACUAUUGCUGGAGGACCCGUCGUACUUCCAGUGGAGUAUAGAUGGCCUCCGGAAAGUGGAAUCACGCCACCACCUGAUCCGCGAGCUACAACGCCGAUCGACUGCCGGGCGACGCUACCUUUGGAACUAGUGAAAGACCUCUUCUUGACUUUUCAAGACAGUAUUGGAUUUUAUGUUUUGAUAAAUGGUCUUCUCCAAGUCAUUGUGCCGGGAGACUAUGAUACUAGCUGGGCGUCAUCACACCUGCCACACAGAUACGGUGGCCUCAAGGUCUGUUACAUCGAACAAGACGUUGAGCCCACCAUGUUGCCGAGUGCAACUGAUACGAGUAGGGCCACGACGUCUGGGUCGCCCGUCGGGUCGCAUGAUAUCUCGGGUAUUUUCCGGCCUGCCAGCCUGUCGACCCAAUCCGUCACCAGAUAUCCAUCACUCAAGCUUAACGACUUUAUAGAAGCUCGCCCACUAUCCAAUCAUAGAAGGGAGAGGUUUUCUGGACGGGUUGGUCUUAGAGUGGCACAAGCUGAUUUAGAACCAUUAGUAGUAAUGUCUACGCACGUUAUUACUGAGGCUAUACUUGCAAAAUCUCAUCGGGACACCAUAUUUAGCCGUGGUCUUGACAAUCGCUUCAAAAAGCUGGAGGAUGAUUGGAAUGAACAUGUCGAGAUCUGGGCAGGCGAUAAAAAGAUUGGAACCAUCCAAAAAACCUUUGACAGAGAAGUGAAGCUCUAUCCGGUCGGCUUUAAAUAUGACAUCACGCUCAUAAAACCGUCAUCCCCUACUAUGGUGGAGGACAUUGCGUCUCCCGUAGCAAAUCUCGGGUGGCUGCAUCAAAAGUCAUGGGAUUCGCUCCGCCAGCAAACAUCAACGGUCAAGAUACUAGCUGACACUGAAAGCACCCAGUCAGGCAAAAGCAUAAAGUGCAGUCGUCCAUCCGAUGUUCUCGUUGUAGGCGAAGGCAUCUUCCUCAACCAGAAGGCCGCAGCAGGUAGCUCAAAAAGUCUAAAAGACCAUGAUGCGUCAACAUGGAACGACCUCGUGUCGCGCGCUCUUUUGUACCGUGUAUAUCCCGACUUCGAUCCACCAAACGGUCACAGUGGUACCGCACUGUAUGCAGACGGAGUAAGAGAGGACGGCACUGAGGGCCCAGGCAUCGUAGGUUUCCAAAGCUUCGUACAGCGCUGCGGCAAAGUGCAAAGUUUCGAUAUGGAAGGUCCUGCGCUUGAACGAAGAUUGCAACUUGGGGUAGUAGCAUUCUACGGAGCGUUCGAAGUUCCUUCAGAGCUGAAGCAGUAUGACAUCGUUUGA
This is a messenger RNA of Alternaria alternata, 1476 nucleotides long. RefSeq lists its product as hypothetical. The record is from RefSeq and is a predicted model, not a curated record. The transcript is spliced from 2 exons. Bases 1 to 1476 code for a protein of 491 amino acids. Lineage: Eukaryota; Fungi; Ascomycota; Dothideomycetes; Pleosporales; Pleosporaceae.